This is a messenger RNA of Lingula anatina, 2020 nucleotides long. Its product is annotated as EGF domain-specific O-linked N-acetylglucosamine transferase. Lineage: Eukaryota; Metazoa; Brachiopoda; Lingulata; Lingulida; Lingulidae. Gene Ontology annotation, molecular function: protein O-acetylglucosaminyltransferase activity. The record is from RefSeq and is a predicted model, not a curated record. Gene Ontology annotation, cellular component: endoplasmic reticulum lumen.
GCUAGGCGGAAGUAAAGGUCAGAGGUCAACAGGGAUAUGACAGCGUGCUUUACAGAUUCUCUUAUCUGACUGAUCGUAGAUGUUGUCAGGGUAGCCAAAAGGAAAACGGCUCCAAGACAUGGGAGUGCAGCUGUUCCUCUUUGUCUUUGUUGUCAUGACAAUAGUUUCCCGGACAACAGUUUCCCAGACAACAAAAGACACUUGGAGUCGGCUAAAUCUGCCAGAGGAACACAUUCCGUAUUAUUUUAGAAACAAUCCAAAACUCGGUGAACAGUGCAGCAAGGAUGAAGGUUGCCCUUACAAGGAUCUACUGGGGGUGAAGAAAUGUUGGGGAUAUGAGAAGUCGUGUCCAGAGACAGAGAGGAUGUCCAACCCGGAGUGUCCAGGAGAGGCACCUGGAUGGAUACGUCGAAAAGAAGACCAACUGAGUAAUUUCUGGAAGCAGGCAGAUUUUGGUUAUGUUAAGGAAAGACUAGAUGAAAUGAAAACAUUGUGCGAACCACAAAAGAAGGGAGAUUCUUCGCUACGGUGUUCUAGUUUCACCAGGUACUGCAGGGCCACUGACAUCUAUAUUGACCUGAGAAAUCUUAAUAGCAAGGCGCACACUGACAGGUUUCGCGAAUCUGUGUUUAAGCAGGGUGAAAUUGGGGGACACUGCAAACUGAAUAAAAAGCUUUUGAGGGAACAGUCUGAGCACAAAAGUCCACUACAAUCUUGGUAUGCAGAGUUGGAAGAGUAUUCACAACUGAAUUUCAGACCCAUCAAGGAUAAAAAAUGUGACGUGGUUUUAAAGAAACCUACGUAUUUCAUGAAGUUAGAUGCGGGUGUAAAUAUGUACCACCACUUCUGUGAUUUUUUCAACCUUUACAUGUCGCAGCACAUGAACAACAGUUUUGACACUGAUGUUAACAUUAUUAUGUGGGAUACAAGCUACUAUAGGUAUGCAGAUUUGCUGAUGGAGGUGUGGCCAGUUUUCACGGACCAGCAACGCACGCAGUUUGCUCCAGUUUUACAACUGGGCAAUGAUUUUAAUGGGAAAAGGCUUUGUAUCAAGGAUGCCAUAUUUUCUCUCCUUCCACGAAUGAGAUACGGGUUGUUUUAUAAUACCCCAAUUAUUCCUGGUUGUGAAAGAAGCAGCAUGUUUAGGGCUUUUUCCCAACAUGUGCUUCACAGGCUCAAAAUAGUCCAACAUGGACCAGUGGAAAACAAGAUAAGGAUAACAUUGCUAUCAAGGAGUACCAAAUAUAGAAAGAUACUUAAUGAAGAUGAGCUUAUUAAAGCUUUAAAAACUGUGGGUGAAUUUGAAGUGAAGAAAGUGGAUUUCAAGUACAAAGAAACCCCAUUUCUAGAUCAGCUUCAGGUUACCCAUAACAGUGACAUAUUUAUUGGAAUGCAUGGUGCGGGGCUCACGCACAUGCUGUUCCAGCCAGACUGGGGCGUGAUAUUUGAAAUCUACAAUUGUGAGGACAGUGGAUGCUACUAUGAUCUGGCCAGGCUACGUGGCAUUAAGUACAUGACAUGGGAGAAACAGGACAAACUUGUUCAGGAGGACGAGGGUCACCAUCCCCAGCUUGGUGCUCAUGCCAAAUUCACAAACUAUUCUUUCGAUGUUGAGGAGUUUAUGCGGAAGAUUCAGGAGGCAGCGGCAUAUAUCAAAAACCACCCAGACUUUGUCAGAGCGCGGAGGGCAAAGUAUGGAAGUGGAGAUAACGCUCAAUCAAAAGACGAAUUGUGAUCUGGGACUGCAUAUAGGAUAGAAAAAUUAUUGUGUUCCUAUAUUUAUUCAUAUCAGGGUAAAAUAGCAAGCUUUACAAAAGAUUUCCAUUUGUUUUUUUUUUAAGCCUACUGCUGCUGGUGGUAUGGUGGAAGUUCCACAAUAUCUACAGAAUUUCUAUGUGAAAAGUUUCACAUAUCUCAGUAUGUUCUUUUCCUCAUCAUAACUUUUGAUUGUAGAAUUAUGCAGAUGGAGAGGAUAGAUUAGUUAUUUUGCAGCUGACUUAUAUUUUCCAAAAAAAAAAAG